GUAUGUGAAGGAGACACAAUCGAAGUUGAGGUUAUUAAUAAUCUUCCUAGUGGAGAAGGGACGGCUCUUCAUUGGCAUGGUCUUCAUGUACGAGAAUCGCCGUACAUGGAUGGAGUCACGAUGAUAACCCAAUGUCCAAUCACAUCUUAUACCAACUUCUUGUAUUGGAUGAAAGCUGACCCGGUUGGCACUCACUGGUGGCACAGCCACGCUGGAUUUCAAAGGGCGGAUGGAUUGUUUGGCGCCCUCAUUGUACGACAAGCACCCUCUCGUGACAUACAUUUUUCCAAUUAUGACUACGAUCUCUCUGAACACACAAUGCUUGUUCAUGAUUUGCAGGAUAAUUUAUGGCUUAAUACUAUGUCUAGUUUUCUGCAUGGGGAAUUCAGCGUCCAUCCAGACACGAUGAUAAUAAAUGGAAAAGGCAAACGAAGAACAAUAAUAAAUGAGGAAGGACUUAAUGCGACAACACCCCGAGAAGUAUUCCACAUUUCCCAAGGUAAUCGAUAUCGAUUUAGAUCGAUUAGUAAUGUCGUUUUCAACUGUUUGUUGAGGAUAUCAGUUGAUAAUCAUACGAUGACUAUUAUAGCAACCGAUGGGACCCCAGUCGAACCUUUCGAAACAGAUUGUUUUCUGAUUGGCGGAGGAGAGCGUUUUGAUUUCAUUUUGAAUGCUAAUCAACCGAUCGGCAAUUAUUGGGUUCGUGUUGAAGGUAUGAGGCCAUGCGAAAUGCAACAGGAACUUGCCAUUUUACGUUAUCAAGGUGCUCCUGAUGUUGAUCCUGAUCCUAAUGAAUAUAGGGAAAUUUGGGAUUUUCAAGGGAAGACAGUGAAUUCUAUUGAUGGAACGGAAGUACAGAUUACAGAACUUGUAUCUGCAGGUAUG
Messenger RNA from Anneissia japonica, 885 nucleotides. Its product is annotated as laccase-5-like. The record is from RefSeq and is a predicted model, not a curated record. The transcript has a single exon. Gene Ontology annotation, cellular component: plasma membrane. The annotation marks the transcript as partial. Gene Ontology annotation, molecular function: oxidoreductase activity; copper ion binding. Gene Ontology annotation, biological process: iron ion transport. NCBI's taxonomy places the organism in Eukaryota, Metazoa, Echinodermata, Crinoidea, Comatulida, Comatulidae.